CAGGCUGCAGGAGACCCAGUCUGGGGCGGAGCUCCACCUUCCAGCAGGACCACCACCCUGAACAUGCAGCCAGAGAUAUUAUGGGAUGGUUUAGAGCACAUUCAUGUGUGAAUGCACACAUUGCAUGUCAAUACUGGAUGGAGUCUGACUGCUGUAGAUGUUAACACCGGAAACAGAUAAUGGAGUAAAAAGUGCUUAGAGAGUUAGAAGCAAUAGCCUCACGAUUCAGCUUCCUAAUAAGCUUCCUCUGAAGUCUCCAUUUGCUGAAGUGAAAGGAAGCUGCUAAGCAGACUGGGACCGACAGGCGGAGCAGGGCUGGGGCUUUGCGGGGGGCUGAGCGCACUCAGGGCGGCAGAAGGUCCCGGAGAAGCGGCGGGUGGAGCGGCACCUUAUCAGAGACCGAGCCGCUCCCGGUGCUGCUGCCUGUCUGAGAUGAAGCUCCGCCGGGUCGGUGUCUAAGCUCAGCACACACCGGAGGAAGAGGAGGAAGAGGAGGAGGCCUUUUACCUUAACGGACUGAUGGCUCCAGAGUGACGUGCCAUGGCUCUGAUGAUCCCCCCAGUGAAACUCAAAUGGCUGGAGCACCUGAACAGCUCGUGGAUCACGGAGGACAGCGAGUCCAUCGCCACGCGGGAUGGUGUGUCCGUGCUCUACUCCAAGCUGCUGGCCAACAAAGAGGCGGUGCUGCUCCCCCAGCAGGUGCUGUGCCUGAAGGGCCCCCAGCUCCCGGACUUUGAGCGGGAAUCGCUCUCCAGCGACGAGCAGGAGCACUACCUGGACGCCCUGCUCAGCAGCCAGCUGGCCCUGGCCAAGAUGGUGUGCUCCGACUCGCCCUUCGCCGCCGCGCUGCGCAAACGCGUGCUGGUGCUGCAGCGCAUCUUCUACGCCCUCUCCAACAAGUACCACGACAAAGGCAAGGUGAAGCAGCAGCAGCACUCCCCAGAGAACAGCUCGGGCUCCGCUGACCUGCACUCCGUCAGCGAGCGGCCGCGCUCCAGCACCGACGCCCUCAUCGAGAUGGGCGUCCGCACCGGCCUCAGCCUCCUGUUCGCUCUGCUGCGCCAGAGCUGGAUGAUGCCCCCUCCCCCCGGCGCCGGCGGCGGCCCGGGGGGCAACAUCAACCUAUGCAACGACGUCAUCCACACGGCCAUCGACGUGGUCAGCUCGCUGCCGCCGCUCUCCCUGGCCAACGAGAGCAAGAUCCCGCCGAUGGGCCUGGACUGCCUGGCUCAGGUCACCACCUUCCUGAAGGGCGUGACCAUGCCCAACUCCGGGGCGGACAUCUUGGGCCGCCGGCUGGCCUCGGAGCUGCUGCUGGGGUUGGCCUCCCAGAGGGGCUCGCUGCGCUACCUGCUGGAGUGGAUCGAGAUGGCGCUGGCGGCGGCGGCUGUGGUCAGCAGCAUGGAGCAGACGGAGGUGCUGCAGAGCCAGGAGGGCCUCAUCGGAUACGACUGCUUCAUGAACAUCCUGAUGCAGAUGAGGCGCUCGCUGGGCUCCACGGCGGACCGGAGCCAGUGGAGGGAGCCCACCAGGACCCCCGACGGCCUCUGCUCCUUAUACGAGGCAGCGCUCUGUCUGUUCGAGGAGGUGUGCCGCAUGGCGUCGGACUACUCUCGCACCUGCGUCAGUCCUGACAACAUCCAGACGGGCGAGGCGCCGGUGGUGUCGGAGACCUGCGAGGUGUACGUGUGGGGCAGCAACAGCAGCCACCAGCUGGUGGAGGGCACGCAGGAGAAGAUCCUGCAGCCCAAGCUGGCGGCCAGCUUCGCCGACGCUCAGACGAUCGAGGCGGGUCAGUACUGCACCUUUGUGAUUUCCUCUGACGGCUCGGUGCGGGCCUGCGGCAAAGGCAGCUACGGCCGUCUGGGCCUCGGCGACUCCAACAACCAAUCGACGCUCAAGAAGCUGACCUUUGAGCCCCACCGAGCCAUCAAGAAGGUGUCGUCGUCAAAGGGCUCUGAUGGCCACACCCUGGCCUUCACCACCGAGGGCGAGGUCUUCAGCUGGGGCGACGGCGAUUACGGGAAGCUGGGACACGGGAACAGCUCGACCCAGAAAUACCCGAAACUCAUCCAGGGGCCGCUGCAGGGGAAGGUGGUCGUGUGCGUGUCUGCCGGCUACAGACACAGCGCCGCCGUCAGCGAGGACGGCGAGCUCUACACCUGGGGGGAAGGAGACUUCGGGAGAUUAGGACACGGAGACAGCAACAGCCGCAACAUUCCCACUCUGGUCAAAGACAUCAGCAACGUCGGAGAGGUGUCCUGUGGCAGCUCCCACACCAUCGCCCUGUCCAAGGAUGGACGCACCGUCUGGUCCUUUGGAGGAGGGGACAACGGAAAACUCGGACAUGGUGAUACUAACCGAGUCUACAAGCCCAAAGUGGUGGAGGCCCUGCAGGGGAUGUUCAUCAGGAAAGUGUGUGCAGGAAGUCAGUCGUCUCUGGCGCUCACCUCCACCGGACAGGUGUACGCCUGGGGCUGCGGCGCCUGUCUGGGCUGCGGUUCCUCCGAAGCCACGGCUCUCAGGCCCAAACUGAUCGAGGAGCUGGCGACAACCAGAGUGGUGGACAUCUCCAUCGGGGACAGCCACUGCCUGGCGCUGUCUCACGACAACGAGGUGUACGCGUGGGGCAACAACUCCAUGGGCCAGUGCGGCCAGGGCAACUCCACCGGGCCCAUCACCAAACCCAAGAAGGUGGUCGGCCUGGACGGCGUGGCGAUCCAGCAGAUCUCAGCGGGGACGUCCCACAGCCUGGCCUGGACCGCUCUGCCCAGAGACAGGCAGGUGGUGGCCUGGCACCGGCCGUACUGCGUCGACCUGGAGGAAAGCACUUUCUCUCACCUGCGCUCCUUCCUGGAGCGCUACUGCGACGGCAUUAACAGCGACGUUCCUCCGCUGCCCUUCCCCUCGUCCAGGGAGCAUCAUAACUUCCUCAAGCUGUGCCUUCGACUUUUAUCCAAUCAUCUGGCUCUGGCUCUAGCCGGGGGCGUGGCCACCAGUAUUUUGGGUCGGCAGGCCAGGCCGCUGAGGAACCUGCUCUUCAGGUUGAUGGACGCCUCGGUGCCAGACGAGAUCCAGGAGGCGGUGAUCGAGACGCUGUCGGUGGGAGCCACCAUGCUGCUGCCUCCGCUGAGGGAGAGGAUGGAGCUGCUCCACUCUCUGCUGCCUCAGGGCCCCGACAGAUGGGAGAGUCUCUCCAAAGGACAGAGGAUGCAGCUGGACAUCAUCCUGACCAGCCUCCAGGAUCACACCCACGUGGCCUCCCUGCUCGGUUACAGCUCUCCGGCCGACGUUCCCGACGCUCCGGCCUCCGGCCCAGCGUACCCGGACCCGGCCUACGGGACCACAGGGGCCCACCCGGACACCCACUUAGCCGAGAUCCUGAUGAAGACGCUGCUCAGGAACCUGGGCUUUUACACCGACCAGGCCUUGGGCGAGCUGGAGAAGAACAGCGACAAGCUGCAGCAGCGCACCUCGUCGUCGGACAGCAGCCAGCCUGCUCACCUCCACCAGCUGCUCUGCUCCCUGCAGAAGCAGCUCCUGGCUUACUGUCACAUCAGCGCCGUCACCGAGAACUCGAGCAGCGUGGCUCUGCUCCACAAACACCUGCAGCUGCUGCUGCCCCACGCCACCGACAUCUUCUCGCGCGCCGCCGCCCUGCUGAAGGAGAGCUCCUGGAACGGCAGCAUACGGGAGAAGCUGCAAGACGUGAUCUACGUGUCGGCGGCAGGCAGCAUGCUGUGCCAGAUAAUCAACUCGCUGCUGCUGCUGCCGGUGCCGGUGGUGAGGCCCCUGCUGAGCCACCUGCUGGACCUGCUGCCCCCGCUGGACCGCCUCAACAGGCUGCUGCCCGCCGCCUCUCCUCUGGAGGACCAGGAGCUGCAGUGGCCUCUCCACGGUACGUCUGACUUUGCUGAGCCGGCCUCGGGGAUGUGUCUGCCGGCGGCGGCGCUGUGCUGGGUGUGGCUGGUGGACCUGGAGCGGACCGUGGCGCUGCUGGUGGGCCGCUGCCUGGGCGGCAUGCUGCAGGGCGCGCCCACCGCGCUGGAGGAGCAGGACACCGCCUACUGGCUCAAGACGCCGCUGUUCAGCAACGGCCUGGAGAUGGACAUCCCGCAGCUCGAUUCCUGCAUCAGCACCUUGCUGGAGGCGGCGCUGUCCGGGAACGAGGAGCAGAAGCCUCUGGACUGCACGCUGCGUCCGGACCUCAGCGUUCUGGUGGACCUGGCUCUGGGUUCCUCUAAGGAACCCGCCAACAGUCUGUGGAUCAACAUGCAGGACUACGCCAUCAGCAAAGACUGGGACAACGCGUCUCUGAAUAACGAGUCGCUGCUGGACACCGUGUCCAGGUUUGUUCUGGCGGCUCUGCUGAAGCACACCGGGCUGCUGGGCCCGGCCUCCGGGGAGGGAAGCAGGUACCAGCCUUCCAAGUCUCUGGCAGAAGUCUACCGCAGCGUUUAUAAGGUCCGGAACCGCCUGCUGGCCUGUAAGAACAUGGACUUCAUCCAGACCAGGUCUUCGUCACGGGAGAGGCGGAUUUCAGACAACCAGGACUCUCUGGACAUGGACCCCCAGGAGCACUCCUUCACCCGCACCAUCGACGAGGAGGCGGAGCUGGAGGAGAGAGCCGACCGCGAGAGAGAAGAUGGACACCAGGAUCAGGACGAGGAGGAGGAGGACAGGGAGCAUGAAGUGAUGACCGCUGGAAAAAUCUUUCAAUGUUUCCUCUCAGCGCGGGAGGUCGCUCGCAGCCGCGACAGAGAGCGGGCCAGCAGCAGCACCGGACCCGGAUCCGGAUCCGGACCCGCCUCCCGGAGCGGAGCGGCGGCGGCGGGCGGAGGAGAGGAGGAGGCGGUUCUGUCCCAGGAGGAGCGGCGGGGCAGCGCGGGCCUCCCUGAAGGCCAGGAUCUCUACACCGCCGCCUGCAACUCUGUCAUCCAUCGCUGCGCCCUGCUGCUGCUGGGCGUCAGCCCGGUUCUGAGCGAGCUGACCAAACAGAACCAGGAGGAGGGCCCGGCCCAGUCAGCCACAGGAGCACAGGAGUGUCUGGGCUUCAUGACCAGGAGUGAAAGUCUGAGCGCGGAGAGCCGCUCGGUGCAGAGCAGCCCCAGCUACCGCCUCAUGAAGUCCAGGAGCGAGUCGGAUCUGUCCCAACCCGAGUCCGACGAAGAGAGCUACAGCCUGAGCGGCCGAAGGAACGUGGACCUGGACCUGGCCUUCUCUCAGAAGAAGCGAGUUUAUUUGCUUCUCUUGGGGCACUUCAGCCCCAAACACAAGAGGAGCUCCAAGCACGUAAACGAUGGAAUCCUCCACAGCUCCCCCGACUCCCUGGCCGAGUCCUGGUUCAGGUCCAAGCUCAGCCGGCAGCGCAGCUACGGCUCGGCCCACUCCUACGAAGAGUCGGACCUGGACCUGAACCGCUCCCUGGGGAUCCACGCGCUCAUCGACAACAUGGUCAGCUUCAUCAGCGGCGACGUGGGCCUGGCGCCGGCCUUCAAGGAGCCGGAGGAGGGCAUGGCCACCAGUCCGCAGGCGGCCAUCUUGGCCAUGGAGCAGCAGCAGAGCAGGGCGGAGCUGCGGUUGGAGGCGCUCCAUCAGAUCGUGGUGCUGAUCUCCGGCAUGGAGGAGAAAGGCAGCCAGCCGGAGAACAACGAGCGGCCGAGCGGCGCCUUCCAGUCCUCCUCCCUGCUCACCUCCGUCAGACUGCAGUUCCUGGCCGGAUGUUUUGGUCUGGGCACCGUCUGCAGCGGAGGCCUGAAGAGGGAGAGCGUGCAGCUGCACCACUACCAGGACGGGAUUAAAGCAGCAAAGAGGAGCCUGCAGAUGGAGAUCCAGACGGCCGUGCAUAAAAUCUACCAGCAGCUGUCGGUCACCCUGGAGCGAGCACUGCAGGCCAACAAGCACCACAUCGAAGCCCAGCAGCGCCUCCUGCUGGUGACGGUGUUCGCGCUCAGCGUGCGUUACCAGCCGGUGGACGUGUCCCUGGCCAUCUCCAGCGGCCUCCUCAACGUGCUGUCUCAGCUGUGCGGCACGGAGACCAUGCUGGGCCAGCCCCUGCAGCUGCUGCAGAAACCCGGCGUGUCCCAGCUCAGCACCGCCCUGAAGGUGGCCUCCACCCGCCUGCUGCAGAUCCUGGCCAUCAGCACCGGGACGUACGCAGACAAGCUGAGUCCCAAAGUGGUCCAGUCGCUGCUGGACCUGCUGUGCAGCCAGCUGAAGAACCUGCUGGCCCAAGCAGGAGGGAGCCGCCUGUCUGCAGGGAAGGAUCAGGAAGACACCAAGCAAGAUGGCAGCCCUGACUCCGACAAGAAGGACUUCAGAGCGGUAAUCCGUAAGCAGCACACGGCAGAGCUCCACCUCGGGGACUUCCUGGUCUUCCUGCGGAGGGUGGUCUCCUCCAAGGCCAUCCAGUCCAAGAUGGCGUCUCCCAAAUGGACCGAGGUUCUGCUGAACAUCGCCGCUCAGAAGUGCUGCUCAGGGGUUCCUCUGGUGGGGAACAUGAGGACUCGGCUUCUCGCUCUGCACGUGCUGGAGGCCGUGCUGCCGGCCUGCGAGGCCAACAUGGAGGACGACCAGCUGAGUCAGGUGGUGGACCGGCUCUUCUCUCUGCUGUCGGACUGCAUGUGGGAAGCUCCGGUCGCUCAGGCCAAGCACACGAUCCAGAUGAAGGAAAAGGUCCAGGAGCUGAAGCUGCAGGGGGAGGCGGAGGAGGAGGAUGAGAACCUUCCCAUCCAGGAAGUGUCCUUCGACCCGGAGAAGGCCCAGUGCUGCGUGGUGGAGAACGGGCAGGGCCUGACGCACGGCAGCGGCGGCAAAGGCUACGGCCUGGCCUGCACCGGCAUCUCCUCGGGAUGCUACCAGUGGAAGUUCUACAUCGUGAAGGAGAACCGAGGCAACGAGGGCACGUGCGUGGGCGUCUCCCGGUGGCCCGUCCACGACUUCAACCACCGCACCACCUCGGACAUGUGGCUGUACCGCGCCUACAGCGGCAACCUGUACCACAACGGCGAGCAGACGCUGACGCUCAGCAGCUUCACGCAGGGAGACUUCAUCACCUGCGUCCUGGACAUGGAGGCCAGGACCAUCUCCUUCGGCAAGAACGGGGAGGAGCCCAAACUGGCGUUUGAAGACGUGGACGCCACGGAGCUCUACCCCUGCGUGAUGUUCUACAGCAGCAACCCGGGAGAGAAGGUGAAGAUCUGCGACAUGCAGAUGAGGGGCACGCCGCGCGACCUCCUCCCCGGCGACCCCGUCUGCAGCCCCACGGCCACCGUCCUGGUGGAGGCCACCACUCAGCUGAUCCGCAUCCUGCACCGCACCGACCACUGGACCCACCGCAUCAACAAGACCAUGAUCGAGCGGCUGCACAAGAUCAAGCCCUGCUUCCGGGACGCGGCGGGCGCCCCGAGGCUGAAGAAGAGCCGCUCGGUGCAGAGCCGCGAGGAGCACGACGCCCAGAGGGAGAGCCAGGAGGCGCCCGGCAGGACGGAGGAGGAGAAGGGGCGCCACGGCCGGCAGCACGGGCUGGGCGAGCUGUCGGAGCCGCACCUGAGGAGCCUGUGCACGGACGUGUGGCCGGUGCUGGCCGUGAUCGGCGGGGCGGACGCCGGGCUGCGCGUGGGCGGCAGGUGUGUGCACAAGCAGACGGGGAGGCACGCCACGCUGCUGGGCGUGGCCAAGGAGGGCAGCAGCUCCGCCAAGGUGCAGUGGGACGAGGCCGAGAUCACCAUCAGCUUCCCAACUUUCUGGUCGCCUAGUGACACGCCGCUCUACAACCUGGAGCCGUGCGAGCCGCUGCCCUUCGACGUCGGACGCUUCCGGGGCCUCACCGCCGCGCUGCUGCUGGACCUCACCUACCUGACCAGCAUCCACGAGGAGACCGCCGCCAAGCUCGGCACGCGCCGCCACGACAAGAAGCACCGCAACGCCGCCUCCGUGGGCCACGAGCCCACCGCCGCCGAGGACAAGGCGGACGGCGAGGGCCACGACCGUAACGAGCAGAAGGAGGGCGCCUCCGAGCUGAGGGUGUCCCACAGCCUGGAGGAGGUCAAAGCGCACCUGGCGCCCAACUCCAAGUCCGAGAGCGAGAUCUCGUCUGUGGCGGGCGGCGGCAACGAGACGCUCUUCAGCCCGGCCCAGAACGGCGGCGCCGAGGCGGGCAGGAAGAAGGGCCACGAACACGGCGCCCGGGGCCACGAGCCGGCCGCCAUCAGCACGCAGUCAGAGAUCCACGCCGUGCAGCUGUCCUACCUGUACCUGGGCGCCAUGAAGACGCUGAGCGCUCUGCUGAGCUGCAGCAAGUACGCCGAGCUGCUGCUCAUCCCAAAGGUGAUUCCAGAAGCGGCUCCCAGCGGCCACAACGCCGAUCUGAACGCCGGCGCCACCGCCGCCCCUCCCGCCUCGCCCGUCUGCCAGGAGGAGGUGGAGAUGCGCGCCGCGCUGCAGUUCCUCAUGCGGCACAUGGUGAAGCGGGCGGUGAUGCGCUCCCCCAUCAAGCGGGCCCUGGGCCUGGCCGACCUGGAGCGAGCGCAGGCCAUGAUCUACAAACUGGUGGUGAACGGCUUGCUGGAGGAGCCCAGCGGCGGGAAGACCAAGCUGGGGACGCGGAGCGAGCCUGAAGGCGAGGUGGAGGGCAGCGAGGGCGAGCCGCUGGCCCAGACCCCCAUCACCACCAGCCCCUCGGCCUCCAGCACCACCUCCUUCAUGAGCUCCUCUCUGGAGGACACCACCACCGCCACCACGCCCGUCACCGACACCGAGACCGUCCCCGCCUCCGAGUCUCCGGGCGUCAUGCCGCUCAGCCUCCUCAGGCAAAUGUUCUCCAGCUACCCCACCACCACCCUGGUUCCGACCCGCCGGGCCCAGACUCCGCCGGUGUCCUCUCUGCCCACGUCUCCGUCGGACGAGGUGGGCCGCAGGCAGAGCCUCACCUCGCCCGACUCCCAGCCCACCAGAGCGCAGAACCGGGCCGGCACGUCGCUGUCGGACCCCAGCAGCAGGCUGUCCACCUCGCCGCCGCCGCCGGCCAUCGCCGUGCCGCUGCUGGAGAUGGGCUUCACCCUGCGUCAGAUCUCCAAGGCGCUGGAGGCCACGGGAGCUCGGGGAGAAGCAGAUGCCCAGAACAUCACGGUGCUGGCCAUGUGGAUGAUCGAGCAUCCCGGCACGGACGACGAGCGCGACGAGCCGCACGCCAGGAGCGCCGCGCUGGGAGGCGACGGCUCCGACUCCUCCUGCCCGGGAGCCACGGCCUCCGCGGGAGGCAAGUCCCUGGACAGGAGCUACCUGUGCUCCCCCGGGGACAUCGCCAGCGCCGACGCCUCAGAGAUGGAGGAGGGCUUCAGUGAGAGUCCUGACGGCCUGGAGCAGGAUGGAGGCUCGGCGUCCAGCGGCGCCCCCCUCAGGGGACGCUCUGCCGCCGGCAGGAAGCACCGCUUUGACCUGGCUGCACGCACGCUGCUGGCGCGCGCCGCCGGACUGUACCGCUCGGUCCAGGCCCAUCACAGCCAGUCGCGUCGCGACGUCUCGUCUCUGCAGCAGCAGCCGGACCCGGGCGCCCUGUACGACUUCAACCUGGACGAGGAGCUGGAGAUGGACCUGGACGAGGAGACCAUGGAGGCCAUGUUCGGCCAGGACCUGGCCAGCGACACCGACAUUCUGGGAAUGUGGAUCCCGGAGGUACUGGACUGGCCAACAUGGCAUGUGUGCGAGGCCGACGACCGCGACGAGGUGGUGGUGUGCGAGCUGUGCGAGGCCAACGUGGCCAACUUCAACCAGCACAUGAAGAAGAGCCACCCGGGCUGCGGGCGCAGCGCCAACCGGCAGGGUUACCGUAGCAACGGCUCCUACGUGGACGGCUGGUUCGGCGGCGAGUGCGGCAGCGGCAACCCGUACUACCUGCUGUGCGGCAGCUGCAGGGAGAAAUACCUGGCCAUCAAGAGCAAAGCCAGAGUCCCCGCCGUGGAGAGGUACAAAGGUCAGGCGCCGGACCUCCUGGGGAAGCAGGACAGCGUCUAUGAAGAGGACUGGGACAUGCUGGACGUGGACGAGGACGACAAGCUGACGGGGGAGGAGGAGUUUGAGCUGCUGUCCGGCCCGUUGGGCCUGAGCGAGCGGCGGGUCGUACCUGAGCCGGUCCAGUUCCCCGACAGCGACCCGCUGGGGGCGUCGGUCGCCAUGGUGACGGCCACCAACAGCAUGGAGGAGACGCUGCUGCAGAUCGGGUGCCAGACGUCGGUGGACAAGAGCUCCUCGGGGAGGAUGACGCUGGGCGAGCAGGCCGCCGCCCUGCAGAACCCCCACGACCGGGUGAUGGCGCUGAGGAGGGUGACGGCCGCGGCUCAGGUGCUGCUGGCCAGGACCAUGGUGAUGAGGGCGCUGUCCCUGCUGUCCGUCAGCGGGUCCAGCUGCAGCCUGGCCGCCGGACUGGAGUCUCUGGGCCUGACCGACAUCAGGACUCUGGUGCGCCUCAUGUGUCUGGCCGCCGCGGGUCGGGCCGGCCUCUCCACCAGCCCGGCGGCGGCGGCGGGUCACUGUGAGCGUCCCCGGGGGAGCAGCAAGGCCAGCAAACCCAUCUCCUGCCUGGCCUACCUGAGCACGGCGGUGGGCUGCCUGGCCUCCAACAGCCCCAACGCCGCCAAGCUGCUGGUGCAGCUCUGCACGCAGAACCUGAUCUCUGCAGCUACAGGCAUGAACCUGACCACCGUGGACGACCCCAUCCAGAGGAAGUUCCUGCCCAGCUUCCUGCGCGGCGUGGCCGAGGAGAACAAGCUCAUCACCUCGCCCAACUUCGUGGUGACGCAGGCUCUGGUGGCGCUGCUGGCCGACAAGGGGGCGCGGCUGCGACCCGUCUACGACAAGGCCGACCUGGAGAAGAGAGGUCUAAUUGCGCAUUUGUAUGCCCAUCCUUCCCAUAAUCCCUCCGCUGUAGGCCCUCUGGAGCUAGCCAACGCUCUGGCGGCCUGCUGCCUGUCGUCCAGGCUGUCCUCGCAGCACCGUCAGUGGGCCGCCCAGCAGCUGGUCCGCACGCUGGCGGCCCACGACCGCGACAACCAGAACCGUCCGCAGACCUUCGCUGACAUGGCGGGGGACCUGCGGAAGUGCUCCUUCGUUAAGCUGGAGGCCCACCAGAGCCGGGUCAUCACCUGCGGCUGGUGCAGCAAGAAAGGCCUGCUGGCCACCAGCGGCAACGACGGCACGGUCAGAGUGUGGAACGUGACCAAGAACCAGUACACGCUGCAGCAGACCUGCGUCUUCAACAAGGAGGACGGCCCUUCGGAGGACGGGAUGUCCGGUCUGGGCUCGCCCAGCGACCCCUGCCUGUCCCCGCUGGCGUGGAGUGUGACUGGAAAGUACCUGGCGUCAGCCAUGGAGAAGAUGGUCAACAUCUGGCAGGUUAACGGCGGUAAAGGCCUCCUGGACGUCCAGCCUCACUGGGUGUCGGCGCUGGCGUGGCCCGAAGAGGAGGUGGAGUCGCUGUGGUGCGGGGAGCCCAAAGACAUGCUGCUGGUGGGUCGGAUGGACGGCUCUCUGGGUCUGAUCGAGGUUCUGGACGCCACGGACAUGCAUCGCAGCGAGCUGGAGCACUGUUACAGGAAAGAUGUGGCAGUGAUGCACAUCGCCUGGCACAGCGAGGACCGGCCCUUCGCCGUGGGAUACGCUGACGGAAAGCUGCUGAUCGGGUCCAAGGAGCCUUUGGAGAAAGCCGCCAUCGUGGUCAUCGACGCACACAAGGAGUCCAUCACCUGCAUGCGGUGGAGUCCCAGCGGUCAGAUCCUGCUGACCUGCGCCAAGGAGGAGACCGUGAAGCUGUGGGCCGCUUUGGACUGCGACGCGGGUCAAGGUUCUGGCUGGCGCUGCCUGCAAAGUCUCCGGCAUCCCUCCCUGGUUAACGGCGUGGCCUGGUGCGGCCUGCCGGGGCGCGGCCCGAAGCCCCUCAGCAUGCUCGCCGUAUGCUGCCAGAACGGCCUCGUCUCCGUCUGGACCGUUCCCCAAGAGAUCUGCGACUUCCCAGAGUCCCGUUUGUCCGACUCAGAGGGGCUGUGGGAGAACGACGGCAAAGCUAGAACAGUGUCGUCCCGGUGGGCCGAGGGCAGAGCCGUCUGCGUCUUCCAGCUGAAGGGACACAUCACGCCGGUCCGGACCCUGGCCUUCAGCCCCGACGGGCUGGCGCUGGCGUCUGGAGGCGUCGGCGGCCUCAUGAACAUCUGGUCGCUGCGGGACGGAUCCGUCCUCCAGACGGUGGUGGCCGGCUCCGGGGCGAUCCAGAACAUCGUCUGGAUCCCAGAUGUCGGCGUGGCCGUCUGCUCCAACAGGUCAAAGGACGUUCUGGUCGUCAGCUGCUCCAAGGAGUUCAUGGCGUCCAACCAUGUGCUGGCCACCUGCCGCACGGCGCUGAAGAAGCAGGGCGUGGCGGGCCUCAACAUGGCGCCCUGCAUGAGGGCCUUCCUGGAGAGGCUGCCUGUGAUGCUGCAGGAGCAGUACGCCUACGAGAAGCCUCACGUGGUCUGUGGCGAGCAGCUGGUCCACAGCCCCUACAUGCAGUGCUUGGCCUCGCUGGCGGUGGGUCUCCAUCUGGACCCGCUCCUGUGCUGCCCGCCCGCCCCGCCUCACCUCCGGCACCUGCCCCCGGAGUCCGGUACCGCCGUCUGGACCGCCAGCGAAUGGGCCUGGCUCGACUGCUUCUCCACCACCAUCAAGGCGGCCGAGGCCCUGGCGCGGGGGGCCACCUUCCCGGACUCGUUCUGCGUGCCGGACCUGGAGCCGGUACCGAAGGAGGAGAUGGUUCUGGUGAUGGACAACGGGAAGUGGGCGUCUGGGAUGGACGAGCAGAUCAUGUCCUGGGCCACGUCCCGACCCGAGGACUGGCACCUGGGGGGGAAGUGUGACGUGUUCCUGUGGGGAGCGGGUCGGCACGGUCAGCUGGCCGAGGCCGGCAGAAACAUUCUGGUUCCGAUGACCGCCCCGUCCUUCUCGCAGGCCCAGCAGGUGGUGUGUGGUCAGAACUGCACCUUCGUGAUCCAGCCCAACGGGUCGGUGCUGGCCUGCGGCGAGGGCAGCUACGGCCGCCUGGGACAGGGAAACUCCGACGACCUGCACGUCCUCACCAUCAUCUCCGCCCUGCAAGGGUUCGUCGUGACCCAGCUGGUGACGUCGUGCGGCAGCGACGGCCACUCCAUGGCGCUGACGGAGAGCGGCGAGGUCUUCAGCUGGGGCGACGGCGACUACGGCAAGCUGGGCCACGGGAACAGCGACCGCCAGCGCCGGCCGCGGCAGAUCGAGGCGCUGCAGGGCGAGGAGGUGGUGCAGAUGUCCUGCGGGUUCAAGCACUCGGCGGUGGUGACGGCCGACGGGAAGCUUUUCACCUUCGGGAACGGAGAUUACGGCCGGCUGGGUCUGGGGAACACGUCCAACAAGAAGCUCCCAGAGAAGGUGACGGCUCUGGAGGGGUACCAGGUGGGACAGGUGGCCUGUGGGCUGAACCACACUCUGGUGGUCUCCGCCGACGGAACCAUGGUCUGGGCCUUUGGGGACGGAGACUACGGCAAGCUGGGGCUCGGUAACUCCACGGCCAAGUCCUCCCCUCAGAAGGUGGACGUGCUGUGUGGGCUCGGGAUCAAGAAGGUGGCCUGUGGAACGCAGUUCUCUGUGGCGCUGACCAAAGACGGCAAAGUCUACACCUUCGGCCAAGACCGCCUGAUCGGCUUGCCAGAAGGCCGCGCUCGGAACCACAACCGACCCCAGCAGGUGCCGGCGCUGUCGGGGAUCCACAUCCAGGACGUGGCGGUCGGAGCCGAACACACUCUGGUUCUGUCGUCCACGGGAGACGUUUACGCCUGGGGCAGCAACUCAGAGGGACAGCUCGGUCUGGGCCACACCAACCACGUCAGGGAACCGACACUGGUGGCGGCGCUGCAAGGCAAGAACAUCAACCAGAUCUCUGCAGGACGCUGCCACAGCGCAGCCUGGACCGCUCCCUGCGUGCCGCCCCGAGCGCCCGGCUCGUCGGUUCCGCUCCAGCUGGGUCUGCCGCUGGUGGUGCCGCCUCAGUACGGCGGGCUGAAGGAGGUGAGCAUGGAGGCGGUGAGGGCGCGGCUCCGCCUCCUCUACCACUUCUCUGACCUCAUGUACUCGUCCUGGAGGCUGCUCAACCUCAGCCCCAGCAACCAGAGCUGCACCUCCCACUACAACGCAGGAACCUGGGGCAUCGUUCAGGGCCAGCUGAGGCCCCUGCUGGCCCCCAGAGUCUACACUCUGCCCAUGGUGCGCUCCAUCGGCAAGACCAUGGUCCAAGGCAAGAACUACGGACCUCAGAUCACCGUCAAACGCAUCUCCACCCGCGGCCGUAAAUGUAAGCCCAUCUUCGUGCAGAUCGCCCGGCAGGUGGUGAAGCUGAACGCCUCCGACCUGCGGCUGCCGUCCCGGGCCUGGAAGGUGAAGCUGGUGGGGGAGGGGGCGGACGACGCGGGGGGCGUGUUUGACGACACCAUCACGGAGAUGUGCCAGGAGCUGGAGACGGGCGUGGUGGACCUGCUGAUCCCUUCCCCCAACGCCAGCGCCGAGGUCGGCUACAACAGAGACAGGUUCCUGUUCAACCCGUCGGCCUGCCUGGACGAGCACAUGAUCCAGUUCAAGUUCCUGGGCAUCCUGAUGGGCGUGGCCAUCCGCACCAAGAAGCCGCUGGACCUCCACCUGGCGCCGCUGGUCUGGAAGCAGCUGUGCUGCAUCCCGCUGCAGCUGGAGGACCUGGAGGAGGUGGACCUGCUCUACGUCCAGACGCUCAAGAGCAUUCUUCACAUUGAAGACAGCGGCAUCACCGAGGACAGCUUCCACGAGAUGAUUCCUCUGGACUCCUUCGUGGGGCAGAGCGCCGACGGCAAGAUGGUUCCCAUCAUCCCCGGAGGGAACAGCAUCCCGCUCACCUUCUCCAACAGGAAGGAGUACGUGGAGCGAGCCAUCGAGUACCGGCUGCACGAGAUCGACCGACAGGUGGCGGCGGUGCGUGAGGGCAUGUCGUGGAUCGUGCCGGUGCCGCUGCUGUCGCUGCUCACGGCCAAGCAGCUGGAGCAGAUGGUGUGCGGCAUGCCGGAGAUCUGCUGCGAGGUUCUGAAGAAGGUGGUCCGGUACCGGGAGGUGGACGAGCAGCACGCGCUGGUGCAGUGGUUCUGGCAGACGCUGGAGGAGUUCUCCAACGAGGAACGCGUGCUCUUCAUGCGCUUCGUGUCCGGACGCUCCAGGCUCCCCGCCAACACGGCCGACAUCUCCCAGAGGUUCCAGAUCAUGAAAGUGGACCGGCCGUACGACAGCCUCCCCACCUCGCAGACCUGCUUCUUCCAGCUGCGCCUGCCGCCCUACUCCAGCCAGGCCGUCAUGGCCGAGCGGCUGCGCUACGCCAUCAACAACUGCCGCUCCAUCGACAUGGACAACUACAUGCUCUCCCGCAACGUGGACAACGCCGAGGGCUCGGACACGGACUACUGAGGGAGCCGCGGCAUCGCUGCAUCAGUAGCAGACUCUUUUACAUCCCUUUUAUUCUGUCUCUAUCGCCACAAACCUUCAUUUCUCUCUGUGGUUCAUUAGUUUUUAUCAUGAAAAACCACGAGACGUGCAUUUAAUUUGGUUUCCUUCCCCGGAGCUCCGCCGGCCGCUUGGAAACGUGUACAGAGGAUCUGGGAGCGGCGGAGCCGGGAGCCGGAGGUUGUACAUUGUGUAAAAUGCUUCAUUAGGAAAAUGUUUUGCAUUGUGUCCAUAUUUAUUGUUUUCAUUGGCAGCGAGUUUCCCAAAGCAAACAAAAAGACCAAUAAAAAUGCUGCAGAACUGACCUGUGAUCUGUUUGGAUGAUGCGUUCAGGUGCCGCUCCGGUCGGACCGCCAGCCUCACGAGGCGUUCCAGGCGGAACCGUUUUAGACUGAAACAUGAAGUUCUGGUUCUGGAAUAAGAUCGGAUUCAGCCUUUGAACUGAUGUUCAGUCCAAGAAAACUGGUACCAGAACCGCAGCAGCUCAAAGCCUGAUGUCAGAGUCCAGUUCUGGGUUCAGAUCAGCUCAUAAUUCUGCUUACAGGCUCAGAUAUAUACAUACAUCUGUGAACAAGUGGUUCUGAAGGUUCUGUAGAGACCAACCCGGUUAGGUUCUGGUGGAUGCUCAUGACGCGCUGUCUGGAGGACUCAGGUGAGGCUUUUAUCCGUAACGCAGUACCGUGGAGCACGGUGGUGGCGCCAUCAUGCUGUGGGACGCAGCAAAGCGGACCAGCUCCAGAUUCUCUAACUUCUCCUCAAAUCAGCAGCUGGACGGUUGAAACUUGGACAAAACUGUUCAAGUUAAUCACUAAAGAAAUUGGUUCACGGAGGACUGGGGGGGGGGGGGUUCAUCCAUAUUUUAACUUUAUACAACAUUUAUGAUAGAGUCCAGUUUCUUUAGGCUGAAACAAAGAUGUCUUCACCCUAAAUGUUGUAAUGAAAGCAUAAAAGCCAGGAAUGUUUCCAGGCAGCAUCACAGGAUCUUUCCCUGACGGUAGACCAAUCAGCCUCUUCCUGUGGGAGGAGGCCGACGCCCAUCUGGGAUCAACAGGAUCCUCAUGAGCCCAGAACCAUCUGAGGGACCAAUCCAUUAAUGUCUAGAUGAGGUUCUGCAGGCGGUCACAUGGAAACUGGAAGCUUGUUUCCUCCAGAACUCGUCAGACUUUCAUGUAAAGAGGGUCUUUAUCUAUAUUUAAAGGUGCUAUCAGUAAGAUAUUUUCAGAAAGAUCAACCUAAAUCAUUCUCAUUUAUCACCCAGGAUGUUCGUAACAUUCCCUGUAAACAAUCCUCUCCACCAACAACGUCUUAGUCCCGUUUUCUCCUUUCAGCCCCAGAGGUACGGUCCGGAGUGUAGCCCGUGUUUACUUCCUGGUUCCUCAGCCAAUCAGAUGAGAGUUCCCAUGGUUCCCAACACAGAGUGCAGCAUUUUGUAUUUUAUUUUGACAAAAAGAGCAGCAGCCUGUUAACAAAAGAAGCGGACCAGAACUAGAACAGAACACAACAUCAUAGACCCGUCAUGUGGAAAUAAUAAUUCACAACAGACCGUUUAAAAACGGCAGAUUAGAUCGUUGUGACUGACGAGCUGUUGCACCGCAUCAACGGGCAGCACCGCAUCCUCUGAAGGUCGCAUUUGUAGGUCGAUUACGUCAUAAAGGCUGUCCCCAUUCACAACUCUGUCAAAGGUUCCUUCACAUGUCGUCAAAUGGACCCAGCAGAACUUAAACUGCUUGUGUCCAGGAUCUGGUUCUUUCAGUCCUGAUCCAGAUCUCUGCACCGACGAUGCGGGUUGGAACAAAAUGCAGAGCUUCACCAUUUCAGCUUCAGAAGACGUCACAGGAACACCAGAACAUUGUUGUUGUUAUACAUUUUGGUUUAAAUUAGUUAUAAACUCUGAUAUUUGUAUCAGAAUCAAGUCAUCUCCUGGUUUCCAGACCUAAGAUGUAAGUUUUAGAUCAUCUAGUGACUGAACUUUGUAACUAACUAGGCCCAUUAGGCAUCAUCAUCAUCAUCAUCACCUUCACCAUCUUUGGUUUGCUGGGGUGGAAACGGCGCCACCAUGCGGUCAGAUUUAUGUUCCGCAAAACUACAAGAAAGCUGAAUGGCCUUUGGUUUGUGGUUCUAUCUGCACACCUGUGCACAGAAGUUAAAGCCUUUAACUGCGCUGAGGGUCCAGAACCCGUACCACCAGCAGAACCUCACAGAGAACCUGAGAGUGGGAAUAAAAACGAGAAAACAGGCUAAUGCAGCAAUUCCUUCGCUUACCUGUGGCUGCACACUACUGGUCAGCUGGCUGAAAGAGGGAUGCUGCACUUCUCCCUCACUGGAAAGUCAGAAACAUUCAGCUGUUCACCAACUUGCUCACAUUUCACAAAAACUUUAUAUUCUGCAGAAUAACUGUUACAAAUCUACCGUUUGACGAAAUAAAAUAGUCUAAUACAUUUAUAGAAAACAGGAAAA
Molecule: messenger RNA, 17970 nt
Organism: Fundulus heteroclitus (mummichog)
Lineage: Eukaryota; Metazoa; Chordata; Actinopteri; Cyprinodontiformes; Fundulidae
Gene: herc1
Product: HECT and RLD domain containing E3 ubiquitin protein ligase family member 1
Exons: 80
Coding region: 541-15477 (4978 amino acids)
Molecular function (GO): ubiquitin-protein transferase activity; protein binding
Source: RefSeq, a predicted model, not a curated record